This is a messenger RNA of Phyllostomus discolor (pale spear-nosed bat), 1344 nucleotides long. RefSeq names its product FYN binding protein 1 (gene FYB1). Bases 109 to 1344 code for a protein of 411 amino acids. NCBI's taxonomy places the organism in Eukaryota, Metazoa, Chordata, Mammalia, Chiroptera, Phyllostomidae. The record is from RefSeq and is a predicted model, not a curated record. Gene Ontology annotation, biological process: protein localization to plasma membrane; T cell receptor signaling pathway; integrin-mediated signaling pathway. Gene Ontology annotation, cellular component: plasma membrane. The transcript is spliced from 2 exons.
UCAAAAAAGGAAGUGCACUCCACCAAGCGAACUUGCACAUUCACGGCCCAAGUUACAGCAUCUUCGGGGUCGCCGUGGGCCGAGCACACCAAGUCUUUUCAGAAAAAAAUGGAUGGGAAAGCAGAUGUGAAGUCCCUGAUGGCGAAGUUUAACACGCUGGGCAACCCCACGCAGGAGGUCAACAGCCGGCCCUUCAAAGUGGCGGGGCAGAACUCCCCGUCAGGCGUACAGGCGAGAAAGAACUUAUUCGACAACCAAGGAAAUGCCAGCCCCCCCACGGGACCCAGCAACGUGCCCAAGUUUGGAUCGCCGAAGCCUCCUCUGGCAGUGAAACCUUCUUCCGAGGACAAGCCGGACGUGGAGCCCAAGCCCCCCUUCCUAAAGCCCACGGGCGCGGGCCCGAGGUUCGGGUCGCCCUCCCCGGCAGCCUCGGCCUCGGCCAGCAGGGGCCCGGAGGGGAAGGUGGAAUUUCCCAGGCCUGCAGGCCUCAAGCCCACCAGCCUGCCCCGAGAAGACGCCAAGCCCGCCUUCCCGCGGCCUCCCGGGAACAAGCCUGCCCUGCCCGGUGCGAGCCAAGACCCUGACCUGAAGCCUCCAGGGCUGAAGCCCAAGUUUAACCCUCCGGCCCAGGAAAAUGAGCAGAAGCCAGUGUUCCCCAAGCUGUCUGGCAUCCAAGGCAAGUUCGUGUCCGCCUCCCAGGACCAGGACCCCAAGCCCCUCUUCCCCAAGCCCCCCUUUGGCCAGAAGCCAUCCCUCAGCGUGGAGGACCCCCACGAAGCCGAGAGCCCCCCAAAGAAUGCAGCGCUACAGAGAGGAGCCGUGGGCCCCCUGGGGGUCAAGCCCAAAGUGGGCCCUUUAAAGCCUGCAAAGGAAGACCCGGAAAAUAGAGACCAUGGAGGGGAGACGUCCAGUUCGCCUUUUCCUGGCGUCGUUCUGAAACCGGCGGCCAGCAGGGGAGGCCCGGGCCUCCCCAAAGGUGCUGAAGAAAGGAGGGAAGACAGACGGAUAGAUGCCGCCAAGAACAUGUUCCUGAGCAAAAUGAACCAAGAGGACCCGGCCUCUGGGGCCCCCCCUGCCAAGUUCCCAAAGACACCCUCUAAGGUGGCCGUGGCAGGGCCCUGGGGCCAAAGUCAGGAAAAGGAAAAGGGCGACAAGCACCCAGCCACCCCCAAGCAGAAGCCCCUGCCCCCCUUGUCCGUCCUGGGCCCGCCGCCCCCGAAACCCAGCCGGCCGCCGCAGGUCAACCUGUCGAAAUUCUACAAAGCUGCCCCUGGAAACGGUGAGUUCCCUCGGUGUCUGUCUAACGCAUUUUGCUCUGCUGCGGUGGUGGGGGGAAUGUUUUAG